Molecule: messenger RNA, 3564 nt
Organism: Caenorhabditis remanei
Lineage: Eukaryota; Metazoa; Nematoda; Chromadorea; Rhabditida; Rhabditidae
Exons: 7
Coding region: 1-3564 (1187 amino acids)
Molecular function (GO): 5'-3' DNA helicase activity
Source: RefSeq, a predicted model, not a curated record
AUGAAUGUCGAUGAAAUUGACGACGAAGAUCCAAUGGAAAGCUGGUUUCCCAGCUAUAACAUGGACAUUCAGGAGAACGUGUCCACCGAAGUUUCACAUAAAGUCGAAGUACACAUCAAAACCAUCGCGAGCUUUCGCAGUGCCUACCGUUUAAGUUCGCUUCCAAGAGAGCGUUAUGAAGGGAAACACGUGUACCCAAGUGCUGAAGAAAAAGGCAUUAAACUCAAAACUGCAUCAUACGGAGGAUGUAAACCGGGGGAGAUGGUUUACGUGGUUGUUCUAAAACAUGGCACAACAGUAGACCUGGAACCAGUGUUUCAAGAAACGGGAGUUUUCCAAUUUGGAAAGCACCUGCGAAAACUGGAAAUUGAUCGGACUUCCGUUGACAGUUUGAACAAUGAAGGACGUGAAAUGAACCUUGCAUUCUAUAACCGUUUGGUCAAGGGACAGUUAGUUGUUGUGCAGGAGGUUCGAAGAAUCAUGCAUUCGACAGACGAAAGCGAUAAGAAGAGAGACCACUUCGUCGCUAGCAAGUACUAUCCGCUCAAACUCGAUGUGCCAUCGAUUAAACAUGCACUGGCUAUUCGCCGUGCAAACGGUAUUUAUUCGAUUUACCCGGAUGGAAAAAUCUAUGCGGCUAGAACGGCGUGUUUAACUGACAAUUGGAUGCGUAAAAUGCUGCAGAAGAGCAUUUGUCUCGAAACGCCAAGCGGAUAUGAAGUAAAACAAGAUUGCAAAUGUGGAUGUGUGAGAGGAAAGCUGCCAGACGCGUUGAUACUAGUCAAGCCUAGAAUCUAUGUUCCGACCAACAACUGCUGCAGAUUCGCAAUAGGAAUUCCAUCGAACUUUGCCGAUCCACAAGUUUUGGAGAUUUAUCGUCAAAUUGCGAAGGACAACGAUGAAACUAGAACAAUCCGAAUGGUCUGCCAACAAGGCGUUUAUGGUUUCGCAAGCCAUAUCACUGUCGAUGGGGCCAUUCAGUACCGGAAUUAUUGGAUUCCAAUUUGUCAGACUGUCCGAGCGGCUGAAAUCUAUACGAGCAACAACGAGGAUAUGGAUGACGUAAAAUUAUGCGCUGCUAACAUCUUCGUAGACACCUCGAAAACAACUUUACAAGGAUGUCGGUAUUUGACUGUCACUACGACUUCGCCGACUGUCAAAAAAUGGCGAAGUACUACGACCGUCAAAGUGUUGGGUAUUCCUGGAAUCUCUGAGCCGAUUCUAGCAACGAUUGUGUCAUUGACGGAGUCAGAACAAGGAAUAACUACGAUCCGAUUCUCAAUUCCCAUAGCAUGCGAGAUUGAGAGUAAGAGAAAUGGAAACGAGCGAGCCUACAGCGGGCGAGGCAACAGAAAUCUAAUUAUUGGUUUCCUCGAAAAGCUUACUGAAGACCCUAAGAAGCAAUAUCAAGUAGUAUUGCGUAAGCUGUGGGAGAAUGCGUGGGAUCCGUUGCUCUGUCGUAUGGAGUUCGAACAAUCAGAUGCAAGCUUCCACAACAGACUGUUUCAAGGAGAUUCACAACAAACGCCAAGCGGAUUAAACGAACAACAUCAAAUUAAUGAAACGGACGAGGAGAGCGAAAUCAGCGAAAACGAGGAGGAAGUUGAAGAAAGGGAGGAAGUUGAAGAAAGGGGGGUGAUGCUUGAUGCAGAUUCAGUUGUCCGAAAAUUCGCUGAAUUGAUGGAGCUGCACAAAAAAGUAGCAUCUCCGGACCAGAUACGAGUAGCGAAGGCUGUGGCCGAAGGAAACGAUGAAAAGUACCUGCUGGUGGAAUCAGCUUUUGGAUCUGGAAAAUCCUUCACUACCGUAAAUGUUGGAGCAGCUGUUCUAAAUGUGGCAAGCAAUUGGAAAGUUUGGUUCGUAUCGUCAAGAAACUGGUCAGUUGGCCAACUCUUCGAGAAGUUCACAGAUCCAGUCAUCUUCGAAAGGAAGGAAGGAACACUGUUGGAAAAAAUGCCAAUCCGCCCAAUGCUAGUAAUCAGUAGAUCUUUUGAUUCGGCACAUUUGUCCGAAUUGGAUCAUCCGUACGAAUGGGGAAAUCUGAAAUUCCGUCUGUACUUCGAAUACCUCGAAAAUAAGUGGAACCCAUACGACCAGAAUGACCGUUCAAUGCCACGUCUACAACUUAUGGCAGCAAUGUACCAACAACUGCAGAAUUCAGUACACAAGGAUGAUUGGCAACUGAGUGCAGAGAAAGUGAAAGCAUUGAAGGGAAUCCAACCGAAGAUGGAUGCUAAGGCCAAAGAAGCAAUACGUGCACUGAUUCUAUCCUACUACCGACCAAAUGCAAUCUUUGCCACGAUCGACAUGGCUACCAACUGUCCAACAUUGAAGCAUCAUGCAACUCUUCCGAAUAUUGUUUUCGUUGAUGAAAGCGGCACAAUUCAAGCUCCUACGGCCUGUCUAUUCCGACAACGCAUGCGGACAUUAUGUGCAGCGGCUUUUGUGACACCUCUGUUCUGUUAUAUUGGAGAUAGCAAGCAACUAACUCCUAUCGCAAGGCUCGCAGAGAGUUCCGAAUUGAGAAAGUUGACUAAAUCUGUCAAUGCACUGCUACUGUCGACUACGCCGAGCGGAUCACUAUCACAAACCAAUGAAGUCCAACUGAACACUGUCUACAGAUGCCUUCCAACAACAGUCGAAUUGAUGGAUGAUGUUUUCUACAAACGAGGAUUGGAGAGUUUCAAAGAGAACUGGCCUCUUCAAUCAAGUCAUCAGUUUAAAUUGGAGAAUGAUGUUUUCUAUGGAGGAAAACAACAACCACAAGCUUCGCUAAUGCUAAUGGUUCAUCACUUUGCUCACCUUCGCGAUGGAUCAUCUCUGAUCAACCCUGGAGAACUGAAGCUAAUGAGGGAAUACGGAUUGAAACUCGUUGCGGAAAAUAUUCCUGUCAACGAUGUCACUCUGCUAACACCGUAUAGAGCACAGCUCGGUCUGAUGAGGAAAGGACUGAUCGACAAUGAUAACAUUUCAAAGAGGUGCACCACCAUCAGACAGUUCCAAGGAUCGGAGAACAGAGUUGUUUUGGUAUCCGUAUGCGCGUCGAAUCUAGAUCCAGAAAACGAACGAAAUCCCUCCGGGCUUGUCCCAUCGGACGAUGGCUACUCCGUGGUAGGAUUAACCCGUGCUACAGACUUCACUGUCCUAUUCGUCCAUGAAGACAUGAUCCAACACAUCAAAGGACUGGAAAGAAUCCAUAAAAUGCAAUUCAAUGAAUUCGUUUCGGACACGUCAAAAUACGAGGAAUUCGAGAAGAAGAGAUUCGCUCCCCCCUCAACACGAGGACGAGCCAGACCAGCUGGACGAGUCUUACAUUGGGGAAGAGAAGAUGAAAGUGGACGAGGAGCAUCGAGAGGAGGUGGACGUGGCGCAUCUCACGGUAGUGGACGUGGAGGAGAUGAGCGCGGAGCAUCUCACGGUAGUGGACGUGGAGGAGAUGGACGCGGAGCAUCUCACGGAAAUGGACGCGGAGCAUAUCACGGAAGUGGACGUGGAGUAAGUGGAGGAGUUGGACGUGGAGGAAGCGGAAGUCAACGUGGAAGUGGAAUGGGGAGACACCAAUAA